Kockovaella imperatae is the source of this 544-nucleotide messenger RNA. RefSeq lists its product as hypothetical. Gene Ontology annotation, biological process: protein folding in endoplasmic reticulum; autophagosome assembly. The coding region runs from base 62 to 511 and encodes 149 amino acids. Lineage: Eukaryota; Fungi; Basidiomycota; Tremellomycetes; Tremellales; Cuniculitremaceae. The transcript is spliced from 3 exons. Gene Ontology annotation, cellular component: EMC complex; endoplasmic reticulum; membrane. The record is from RefSeq and is a predicted model, not a curated record.
CUGACACUGUGGAAUCUGAACAUACACAUUACGACCUUUCGACAACUCCGACUGCAUCGUCAUGGACCCUAGUAUGGCAGGGCCCCAAGUGGCCCAGCCUCCAGUACCUGGUGCCCCUGCACCUGGUGAUACUAGCUCGACAGCUGGUAAAGCAUCCCCGUUAUUCCCUCCCGCUGUUCAGCACAAUGUUAGAGUCUUGUCUUCUUUAUCCACACUCUCUGCCUGUUUUUCUGGCCUAGUCGCUGGCGUUCUCGGCCUUCAAAACUACACUGGUUUCCUCCUCUACCUUCUCACAGCGGUCUCUUCAGCACUAGUCUUUGGCAUCAUCAAUUGUCACGGUAACAUGGGCAAAUACGUGGCUGGGUCUCACGUCCCGUUGGUCGGCUCAGAUCGUAUAGGUGUCCGCAAAUGGAGAGGAUGGGUAGGAUUGAUGGGAUUGGGCCAGGAAAACUUCCUCGGCUUCCUCUUGUUCUGGAUUGGUGGCUAUGCUCUGAUACAUGUGUAUGAUUAAUUGAAAGAGAGACGCAAUGCACAGAUUACAGAC